This is a messenger RNA of Strongylus vulgaris, 411 nucleotides long. The record is from the annotation of a GenBank genome assembly. Lineage: Eukaryota; Metazoa; Nematoda; Chromadorea; Rhabditida; Strongylidae.
AUGGCAAUGCCCCAUGAUUUCAAUCCACAAGCUCAACAAUUUCAUCUUGGAUUAGUUCAUCACUUAAAGUUAGUGCAACUCUUGUAUCCUACCGUAAUCCUUGGCAGAUCCUUUAUGGCCUUAUUCCACUAUUUCCCCAAUUUCAGUGCCGCCAUGCCAUCACGAACAGGCCCAGCUACAGCCACCACUAAUGUCUGCCCACCACCUGUUGCUACCCGAGCUUCUGAGCCCCCAAAAUGGGCUCCAGGCACUCCUCCAGCUUCAGACACAUCCUCAAGCGAAUCUCCCGAACCACCGCCUUCAUCUCCCACGAAAAGAAAGGAAAGCCGCCCAGUACGGCCUCCUCAUCACAACAGAGAGGAUCCGUGCGAUGAGCCACCCUGCAAGAAAGUUUGGCAACCAUGGCAGUGA